Molecule: messenger RNA, 1551 nt
Organism: Epithele typhae
Lineage: Eukaryota; Fungi; Basidiomycota; Agaricomycetes; Polyporales; Epitheliaceae
Exons: 12
Coding region: 1-1551 (516 amino acids)
Source: RefSeq, a predicted model, not a curated record
AUGACAGACUCGUUUGGGUCGAAUGUGCUGCAACACGCGCUGGAGGAGUUCGUCGCGUCCAUCCGGGACGUGAGGCUCACCCAGGCCUUCUCAUUCGUUACAGCCACGAUUGUCAUCUACGACUACCUGGUAUGCAUUGAGCGGGAAAUUGAGUUGAUCUGGAAGAAGCGGUGGUCUGCGAUCAAGCUCGCCUUUCUCUGGCACCGAUACUUUGGCCUGAUAGUCGUCUUGUUCCAAGCAUACGGUCAGAUCUUCUUCUCACGCGGCUCGCACGAUCCUCAAUGUGCAAAUGACAGCUCUCAACUCGUCCGUCAUCAACGACCGACUGCAUCACAUCUCCGCGGGUGCCGGCGGAUGUUGACAAACCUCCAUGGCUUCAGCUGUUCCUUCUGGUUUUACUGGGAAACAUGGGGCUAUUGCAUUGUCCUCUUCACCACCGAAGCUGUCCUUCUACUAUGGAUCUACAUCGUCUACAACAAGAAUCGAUAUAUCCUAGCGCUCAUGAGCAUCUGCUACCUCGGCGAGGUUGGCUCAGUUGUAGCGAUUCUGACCAUCUCCUUCCAAGACUAUCAGGCACGAGCAUACGGAAUUCCGGGUGGAGAAUACUGCGUACUCACCCGGGUCGGCUCGCCAUUCCCCCUUCUUUGGGUGCCGAUUCUUGCGUACGACACACUGCUGCUCGUUCUAUUCAUCUACCGCGGAUGCGCCGGAGCCUCGCCUGCCCCGCGGUGCCGGCUCGCAUACCGUUACGAUAGCCUUCUGGACAUGAUCUAUAGGCACUCGCUUCUCAACUUCCUUGCCAUUUUCGCAUCCUACUUGACAUGCGCCGUUAUUUGGCUCAAGGGCGACCUCGGGUCGUACCAGGCCCCGGUUGGGUUCGCGGUUUCGCUCAGCAUCACGAACUAUGGUCCUGCGCAGUUGCCGUACACCCCCCUCCCCAUGCAAGCCGAGGAAUCAGACGACACCCUGAAACAUACUCUCCGCCGCCCCCAUCGUCCCACGCGUCCGGCCACGCUCCUUCUGCUCGACGUCCGUCGUCCGGCUGCCAUCCCCCUCAGCCCGCUCUCCCCACGCACACCCAUGUCAUGCGUUCGUCUGUCGGGUUCGACGCUCCGCGCGCUUUCUCCACCGCACACGCCGCCCGCGCUCCUCUCUCCGCUCUGGCCACACACACCUCCUGGCUCGCUCCGCGACAUCUCUUUCCCGCCAUCUCCUCUGCCCCCACAUUCGCCUCUCUCGCCCACACACCUAUACGCGCACAGCCCGGCGAGCACGCUCCGCGCCCACGCGCUCGGCACGGUGUACGAGGCGGGGCCUAGCACUGGCACCGCGAGCGUGCUCACACUCGCGUCCACGGAAACACUCCACGCGACACCCGAGGCGGCCCCGCGGCACGCGCACGAGUAUGUGCGCGCGGCCGAGCGCGUCGUGGGAGCGCGUGUGCCGCCGGAUGGCCUCGCGCUAUUGCCACCGUCGCGGACGCGCUUAGGCGCCUGGGCGCACGCCAGACUCGUAGUAGGAAUGGAGAUCUUCUUUGGAGAGGCGGUGUAA